Molecule: messenger RNA, 5438 nt
Organism: Helicoverpa zea (corn earworm)
Lineage: Eukaryota; Metazoa; Arthropoda; Insecta; Lepidoptera; Noctuidae
Product: xylosyl- and glucuronyltransferase LARGE2s-like
Exons: 13
Coding region: 257-2407 (716 amino acids)
Biological process (GO): protein O-linked glycosylation via mannose
Molecular function (GO): xylosyltransferase activity; glucuronosyltransferase activity
Source: RefSeq, a predicted model, not a curated record
UUCAGGAAGAAAAUUGUUGGACUUCCAACCGCAAAUGCUAAUUACAAAAAUAAAUGUGUAAAUAAACCAUUACAUGCUUCGAUACGCGUGAGAAUUAACUGACAAAUAUGUUGUAAUACUGGCUUCAAGAACUCGCAGACAAUCAACUUUACAGAAGAUAUAUUUUCUUCAAACUGCAAUAAACAAGUCGUUUGAAUCAUGAAAUAAACAAAAAGUCAGCAAUUAAAAUGCAUUAUAGCAAAUGAAAUGAUCAAACAUGAACAUGAGAUCUAAGAAUUUAUUGUACUGCCUAUUUUUUCGGCCAUGGCUGGGCGUACCCUUUGGGAUUGGUAUAGCUGUCUCUAUAGUAUACUAUUGGUGGCUCAUAUCCAGGAUCAGUAUAUUGGAAUCACAGAAUAAAGUGUUCAAGACACAGUUACGGCUGUCACAGAGCGUUAUGAAACAAAUGUCUGUUGAUUCCGUAUCUAAUUAUGAAGUUCCUGUGAUACCCGAUGCAGUGGGAACGCUUUGUGAAACGGUGCACAUAGCAUUAGUAUGUAUGGGGAAGUGUACGAGGCAGAUCACACCGAUGAUCAAAUCUUUGAUGCACCACCGACAGAACCCGAUACAUUUCCACUUCGUUGUAGAUAGCAGAUCUCAUGUUACCAUUAAUAAACUUUUUGACACUUGGGACUUGCCCGAUGUAAAAUACUCAUGCUACAAUGCAGAAGAGUAUCUAACACAGGUGCAAUGGGUGCCAAACAGCCACUACUCCGGAGUAUACGCGCUAGUCAAAUUGUUGUUCCCGGAUAUCUUGCCGGACACGUUGAGUCAGGCCAUAGUGUUGGACUCAGAUUUAACCUUCUUGUGUGAUGUGGCCGAACUGUGGGCUUUGUUUAGAAAUAUGACUGAUGAACAGUUUAUAGGCCUAGUAGAAAACGAAAGCAGUUGGUACCUCAACAAAGCGAAACGCUGGCCAGCCCUAGGACGAGGUUACAACACAGGAGUCAUGUUACUAGACCUUAAAAAGAUCCGAACAACCACGGAUUGGACCAGACUAUGGCAUGAUGCAGUUAGAGAUAACAUUGGUAGACUGAAACAAACUACGUUAGCUGAUCAAGAUGUUAUAAAUGCUAUUAUAAAAAGUCAGCCCCGAUUUGUGUAUAAUAUGAGCUGUCAGUACAAUGUUCAGAUGUCUACGCAGACGUUAGCUAAGAAUUGUUAUGGGGAGGAUAGUAAUAAUGUUAAGGUAAUACAUUGGAACUCGCCACUGAAACAUAAUAUAAAUAUUCGCGACGCGAGCUAUUUUCGCGACAUACAUCGGUCCUACGUGAACUUUGACGGCAAUCUGUUGCGGGAAAAGCUACACAGAUGCUCUUUUAUCGAACACGUCACUGUGAAAGCGAACCAAUCAGACCUCUGCAGCAGUUUCCGCGCCGCACAGAAAGUAAAGCUGCGCACACAUUUGUACUUCACGGACUAUAGUCACGCGAACGCUGAUAGUUUUGACGUAACGCUCGCGGUACAGCUGUCUAUGGACCGCCUACAGUUUCUCGAUAGACUCGGACAUUAUUGGGAAGGCCCCCUCAGUGUGGCUAUAUACUUAGCGGACUGCGAAGUGGAUAAUCUUUGGAGGUUUAUAAAAGACUGGUCCGACACUCUUAGAGAUAGAAAGAAUAUUGGGUAUCAUUUGGUGUUUAAACAUGAUAAGGUACAUUACCCAGUGAACUACUUACGCAACGUGGCUCUAGAGAACGUGAAUACUCCUUACGUGUUCCUAAUGGACGUGGACUUCGUGCCUAUGGCGGGACUUUACGACCAUCUGCGCAGCGCCAUACAGCUCAUCAACCCUUACCCUCAGAAGAAGUGCCUAGUAGUAGCGGCAUUCGAAACCCAACGCUACCGUACAUCAAUGCCGCGCAACAAGGCAGCAUUACUCUCGCGCCUGCGCUCUGCGCCGGGCGACGUGCAGCCCUUCCGUGCGCGCGAGUGGCCGCGGGGACACCGCGCUACUAACUAUACCAGAUGGGCUACUGCUACUGCGCCUUAUGAGGUGGAGUGGCAGUCAGACUACGAGCCGUAUCUAGUCGUUCACAGAUCUGUGCCUAAAUAUGAUACGAGGUUUUCCGGCUUUGGUUGGAACAAGGUAUCUCACAGCGUAGAGCUGCGAGCUCAGGGGUACCGCGCGGUGGUGCUGCCGGGCGCCUUCGUGCUGCACACGCCGCACGCGCCCUCGCAGGACAUCACCGCCUUCCGCGCGGACCCGCACUAUCGCAUUUGCCUAGCAUUACUCAAACAAGAAUUCAUGGAAGAUUUAAAGAGAAAGUACAAUGUGACAUUCGAAGAGCCGUCUAAACCGGAUCAAGUUUAUUUAGCUCAAGCAAAAAGCAUGAUAUACAACCAAGUGCCAGACCAAGAGGUAAACUGACUGUUGUAAUUACUAAACUAAACUGUGGUGUUAUUUAUUACCCCGUAAAAUUAGUAUUAAAUGCCCCAAAAUAUUUUUAAUAACGUAUCUUAUAAUGAAAAGUUUGACAAGUCAGCGGAUGACUUUGUAUGUGACUUUUGAAGGUAAAGGCCCUAGAGUUAAUGUACAACAUAAGUCGAUUUAAGAAAAUCAUUUUAUGUUAUUGUUGAAUUUGGGCCUAAAUAUAAAGUUCUUCAGCUAAGUUCAUAUCAUGGAGAACAAAAUGACUAGCGGAGGUGCCGAAAAAUCUUCUAAAAUAGCGCGCCAAAUUAUAACAUAAACACAGAUUUAACAUAGAAGAAAGCGCCUGACCUACCUGCGUUAUAGCGUCUCUGUUAAACUUUCCAUACUCCGUUUAUGACAGUUUUGUAGAAUUUACAGUGUUAAAUCUAUACUAAUAUUAUAAAGAGGAAAACUUUGUUUGUUUGUUUGGUUGUAAUGAAUAGGCUCAAAAACUACUGGACCGUUUUUUAAAUUCUUUCACCAUUUGAAAGCUACAUUAUCCACGAGUAACAUAGGCUAUAUUUUAUCCCGGUGCGGGCAGUAGCUCCCACGGGACGCGGGUGAAACCGCGGGAAAACGGCUAGUACACUAUAAUAUUGACAUAUUUUAAAGGCAUUUACUUCAGUCUGUGAUUAUAUACCACAUAUCUGUGUUAUAUAUAUACGUUUAAUUGCUUAUUUAAUGUUAUUGAAUUUGAUUAAAAAGUGUAUGCAAUUACAUUUUUAUAAGACUGCCCACAAGAGAAGGUUAAGUGCUACCGUUAAGUUGAUGGGUUAAAAUAAUAUAAACUAAAAAAAAUUGCGGGUAAUUAAUAACACCAACACUUUAUAAAGGUAAAUUCACAUAAGUGAUGUUAUGAAAAGUCGAUUAAAAUAAACAAGCAAAGGUUUUUCUUAAAAAACGCACAGUAUGUUUGUUGUAUGUCAGAAAUAUCGUAUUACGAUGAUUUGACGAUAAAUCGCCUAUUCUACAAUGUGUAACGUUAAAUGCGUAAAACCUCAAGACACCAUAGGGUAUUUUUAAUUCUAUGAAGGGUUUUCCCUUUUUUUAUUAUUUCCUAGCUGAUGCCUUCUCUCAAUAAUUAAAAAAAAACGCAUCAAUAAUUAAAAAAACAGGGAAUAAAAGUAAUAAGUAAUAAUGACCUAUUAAUAAAAUAGACAUUAUUAUUUUUAAUUAAUAUUUUUUUUUUAAGUGUUAUCUGUAUAACUAGAAAGUGGUUUAAUUGAUUCUAUAAAUCAUUGUACCCACUAAUUUAACUAUUUCUAGGUUUUGCUCACUUAACGUUACACGUUGUAUAUAUUAUAAGUACAGCACCUAUGAAUGUAUUAUAUAAAAAAAAGUUUGUAAUUUUUUACUAAAAUACUCUGUACCAUAGACUAUAAGUGAUUUUACGUAAAUAACUUGGAAUCUAUAAUGUACAGUUCUACAGGUUUUAAAAUAAUAUUCUCUCUCUUCUAUUUAUGUACCUACUACAUAAUUAUCACAUUUAUGUUAAUAAUUAUUUUAUUGCGUACAGAACAUUAUAAACAAGUAUUUAGUUCUUAAAGAUCAUUAUUUAUAUCAAACCAGUAAAAAGUCGUAUUAUUAAAUUUUAAAAUUAUUUUGUAAAGUACAUUGAUCGACGACCAAUACUCUUUGCAAAAUAAACGAUUUGAUUUGACGAUAUCGCUACUUUGUAGAUUGGCCGACUAAUUCGUUAAAUACCCACAUAAAGAGACUGCAUUUAAUGUAGUUAGAAAGGUAAAAUAUAUUAUUCUGUUUGAUCAUUGUUAUGACUAGAAGACUUUUGAAGCAGAGAAAAUUUGAUAUACUACAAAAAUGUGCCACGAUCUUUCUUACAACCUAGAAUGUACUGAAUUUUGAGACAAAAAAUAAAAUUACGAAUUUAUUCGAUAAUCAAAAUAAUUCAAGAACGGCCAUUCAAUAAUUCAAGGUAGAAAUUAUCAACUCAAUUAUUUAGAUGUUAAGGAUUCUUUUAUAUAUUGUCUUCACAUUUAUAUUAUUUAAUGAUCUCUGAAUCUGAUCGAUUCGAUUUAUAGUAAUCAUGUAGUUUCACAUAAAAAUAUUUAUUGUUGUAAUAUUUCACGUUUAUCAAACAAUAGCACUAAAUAAUAAUUUAUAUUCCAAUUGUUAUAAGUAAUUCUGAAAAAGAAAAUAUUUUUUUUUUAUUAAAAAAGACAGCUAUUAAUUUAAAUAAGUUUUAAUUAUACAUUUUGCAUAAGGUAUAUUCCAAAGUUAAAAAUAAAUUACCCGGUUGAUUUUUGAGGCACAAAAAAAAAGCAGAGUAUGUUAAAAAAACAUAUUACUUUAAAAAAAUGAAGGGUGAGGUGCACCUUUUAACUAACCAUUUUUUUAAUAACCAGCCAUACACUUGCCGCCCAUUGGCCAAAUUGGCGAUUUGACCGCUGAAAAUGGUUCGGUUAUCGUUAUAGUAAAAUGGUGCAACCCACCGUAAAAGGCCCCUAUUUUUGUUACUAUAAAUUUAUCGUAUUCUGUUCCUUAUAGAACCAAAGAUGGUGUGAAUAUUGCAAAUGUACAUAACCCAAUUUUAUUUACUGAAACAUACCUACGCAGAAUUUUAAUAAAUAUUAUACAGAAACAUUUUAAAUACAUUGUGUAAGAAGUACAAUGCACUUUUUCGGUUAAUUGUGCAACCUAAUUAUUUUUAUAUAAUUAAUAAGCCGCAUUUAGUUUUAUAAGAGUAACUCAUAAUAUCACUUUUAACGAGCUCUUAUGUCAAACUUAUGUUUAAAGUAUUUAAGUAUCUUUAUUACAAGAAAGCAUAAUAAGUUACCUAAUUUAAUAUUAAUAUAAGUUUACCAAAGAAUGUAUUAUUUUUGAGUAUUUUUCAAAAGUUAUUCUAUGUGGUAAUUACGUCUAAAAACGUUGUAAUUAUCACAAUAUCAAGGCAUCGUCAAAUGUAUUCAGAGUUAAAUAUUUUACGUAUUAUUUAAAUAUAUUGCCAGAAUAAAAACAUUCGAAUGUAAAA